UUGAUUUUUUUCGAAUGUUAUCAACUGACACAGGAACCUAUUAUCUAUGCCAGGAACUUCAUUUCCAUUGAUGUCUAUUGUCUAUGGUGUUCAUUUAACCCUAAAUAAAAAUAUAGGAUUAAUACUAAUAAAAACUAAACAUUUAUAAUAUUGAAGUGGUUUGUGCUGUUAAUUUACUUUUCAGAAAAUUAUAAUGUGAUUUUGCUUGUAGUUGAAGUAUAAAUAUCUUUAGCUUUAAAUUAAAAAAUAAGAAAAAGUGUAAUGCAGCCCCAAAACAUUCUUGAAUAAUGUCUUCGUCUGAUGAUGAAGAAAAUCUUGAAUUAUUUAAAGAAGCGACUGAUGUUCAGUUUAUCAACGAUUCUAUGUUUAUAAAUUUGGGCAAAAGUAAGCCCUCUAAAGAAGAUAUUAACAAAGUCGCAGAAUGUCCAGAACGGUCCCUUAGAACAGCUAGAAAUAAUAGAGAUGAUGGCUCUGAAAUGUUAAAUGUAACUCCUCAAUUUCAAAGUUAUAUAGCUAAAAAACUAUCAAACAUUUUAGAGAAACAGAUUGAAGAAAGCUUAGGGGUGCAACAGAAUGUUAAAGAGUGUAAAAAAAGUAAAGAAAAGGAUGGUAUAAAAUUGCUAAGUAAUUCUACAAAAACUGUUACGGUUGGAGACAAAGCCAAGGAGUUGGAACGUAAACAAACCAAAAUUAAAAUUUGCAAAAGACCAAUGAAGGAAGAAAAGAGUGCAGUUAUAGAUUUCAGACAAGUUGCAGUAAAUCCUGAAGAUAUUAUUAAUGGGACAGAAGUAAAACAUUGGUCACAAUGGAGUAGAUCCAAGGUUUUCAAGUAUAAAAAGCUAGAGAAUGGAAAAUUAGAGUAUAUCGAGCCAGAAUUUGAAAAAAAUGUUAACUAAAGGAGGAAGACAUUCCCAAAUCUUGUAAAAUACAAAAUAAUAUAU
Molecule: messenger RNA, 941 nt
Organism: Agrilus planipennis (emerald ash borer)
Lineage: Eukaryota; Metazoa; Arthropoda; Insecta; Coleoptera; Buprestidae
Product: protein CUSTOS-like
Exons: 2
Coding region: 288-896 (202 amino acids)
Biological process (GO): Wnt signaling pathway
Source: RefSeq, a predicted model, not a curated record